AGUAAGUCAGUAGAAUAAGCCUAAGCAUCGGAAAUAAACAAGAGAGGAGCUCAGAAAGACUUUGCAACUUUCAACUGGAAACGAAAAAGCUCCUGAAAGAACAAAGAAAAAGAGGAUAAAAAAAAGAAGAAUCGGACUUUUUUCCUACUAUUUUUUUCUACUUUAACUAUUUUUCUUUGUAAUAGGAUUGACUUGAGUUGUCGACAUGAUGCUGUGUGGCAUCUUUCUGCUUUUGAUGCUUUGGAGUUGUGAAGGCGCAAGACUGGCAGAGAGUCGAGAUGAUAACAGUGUUUAUGACUUAUUCGACUUGGCCCGGGUAAACAAAAGAGGCAAUGGAGUGACUUUGGUGAAAGGAGCAGAUCCAUACAGUCCGGCAUACAAGGUCCUGAACGCAGAUCUGAUCCCCCAGGUCCCUGACACCUCCUUCAGGGACCUCAUCGACUCCAUCCAAGCGGAAAGGGGUUUCCUCCUCCUGGUCAACCUGAAGCAGUUUAAGAAAUCCAGGGGUAGCAUUUUAACCAUUGAGAAGAAUGACGGAUCCGGACCCGUUUUCGAGAUUAUUUCCAACGGGAGGGCGAACACUUUGGAUGUGGUCUACUCCACCAUGAACCAGCAGCAUCUGGUGUCCAUAGAGGAUGCGGAUUUGGCCACUGGACACUGGAAGAACAUCACUCUGUUCGUUCAGGAUGACCGUGCGCAACUUUUUGUGGGCUGUGAAGAGAUCAAUGUGUCAGAGAUGGAUUUGCCAAUCCAAAAACUGCUGACCCAGGAAAUCGCAGAUAUUUCAAGGCUCAGGAUUGGAAAGGGAGCAGUGAAAGAUAGAUUUAUGGGAGUGCUUCAGAAUGUGCGCUUUGUCUUUGGCACCACUCUGGAUGCUAUACUAAGAAAUAAAGGAUGCCAAACAGGAGCUCCUUUAACUGAUGUCAUGACCCUGGACAACCCAGUCAAUGGUUCCAGCCCUGCUAUUAGGACUGACUACACUGGCCACAAAGCCAAAGAUCUGCAGUCUGUCUGCGGCUUCUCUUGUGAGGACAUCACAAGCAUGUUUAGGGAGCUCAAGGGACUCGGUGUGGUUGUUAAACAGCUGUCGAAUGAGCUCCGCAAAGUGUCUGAGGAUAGCCUUAUGCUGAAAAACCAAAUGAACAUCCACAGCGGGGUUUGCUUCCACAAUGGUGUCGUUCACAAGGACAAAGAAGAAUGGACUGUGGAUGGCUGCACUGAGUGCACCUGCCAGAACUCUGCUACUAUCUGCCGCAAAAUCUCCUGCCCUCUGAUGCCCUGUGCUAACGCCACCGUACCUGAUGGACAGUGCUGUCCUCGCUGUGGAACAUCAAAUGACUAUGCAGAGGAUGGCUGGUCACAGUGGUCUGAAUGGACCCAUUGUUCAGUAACAUGUGGACGGGGCAUCCAGCAGCGUGGACGCUCCUGUGAUCGCAUCAACAGCAACUGUGAUGGCACAUCUGUCCAGACCCGGGACUGCUACCUACAGGAAUGUGACAAGCGCUUCAAACAGGAUGGAGGAUGGAGCCAUUGGUCACCCUGGUCUUCCUGCUCUGUGACCUGUGGUGAGGGUGUCAUCACCCGGAUACGCCUCUGCAACUCCCCCACACCACAGAUGGGAGGCAGGGACUGCCAGGGAGAAGGACGUGAGACACAAAUCUGCCAAAAAUCACCUUGCCCCAUCAAUGGAGGUUGGGGACCCUGGUCACCUUGGGACACCUGUGCUGUUACCUGUGGUGGUGGAAUCCAGACUAGGAAACGUCUCUGCUCUGAUCCUGUCCCCAAGUAUGGAGGAAAGGAUUGUGUUGGUGAUGGUGUUAUGACUCAACGCUGUAACACACAGGACUGCCCUAUUGAUGGUUGCCUGUCAAACCCAUGCUUCCCUGGUGCAAGGUGCACCAGCUUCCCUGAUGGCUCUUUCAGGUGUGGCAAGUGUCCACUUGGCUACAAAGGGAAUGGAAUCACCUGCAAAGAUAUUGAUGAGUGCAAAGAAGUCCCUGAUGCUUGCCAUACCCAUAACGGAGUCCAUCGUUGUGAAAACACAGAGCCAGGAUACAACUGUUUGCCCUGCCCUGCACGUUACUCUGGCCCUCAGCCUUUUGGAAGAGGAGUGGAACAGGCCACUGCAAAAAAACAGGUUUGCACACCCCGUAACCCUUGCAAGGACGGUAGCCACGACUGCAAUAAAAAUGCAAACUGCAUCUACUUGGGUAUCUUCUCCGACUCCAUGUUCCGUUGUGAGUGUAAGCCAGGGUAUGCUGGGAAUGGCCAUAUUUGCGGAGAGGACAGUGACUUGGACGGAUGGCCCAACAUUGAUCUGUUGUGUGUGGAGAAUGCUACAUACCACUGCAAAAAGGAUAACUGCCCCAACCUUCCCAACUCUGGCCAAGAAGAUCAUGACAAAGAUGGGCUUGGUGAUGAAUGUGACCAUGAUGAUGACAAUGAUGGGAUCCCCGAUGAUAGGGAUAACUGCCCCAAAGUGUACAACCCUGCCCAGUAUGAUGCAGACAGAGAUGAUAUUGGUGACCGCUGUGACAACUGCGUGUUUGAGGCUAAUACUGACCAAACGGACACUGACAACAAUGGAGAGGGUGACGCCUGUGCCAUUGACAUUGAUGGUGAUGGCGUUCUAAAUGAGAACGACAAUUGCCCAUAUGUGUAUAAUGUGGACCAGAGAGACACUGACAGAGACGGAGUGGGAGACCACUGUGACAAUUGCCCUCUGGAGCACAACCCUGAUCAGAUCGACUCUGACUCAGAUCGCGUAGGAGACAAAUGUGACAACAACCAAGACAUUGAUGAGGAUGGUCACCAGAACAAUUUGGACAACUGCCCGUACAUCCCCAAUGCUAAUCAGGCAGACCACGACAAAGACGGCAAGGGAGACGCCUGUGACCAUGAUGAUGACAAUGAUGGCAUUCCUGAUGACAAAGACAACUGUCGACUGGCCUAUAACCCUGAUCAACUCGACUCCGAUGGUGAUGGCCGCGGUGAUGUGUGCAAAGACGAUUUUGACCAAGACAAUGUUCUGGACAUCUAUGACGUGUGCCCAGAAAACUUUGCCAUCAGUGAAACAGACUUCCGCAGAUUCCAGAUGGUUCCUCUGGAUCCCAAAGGCACCUCUCAGAUUGAUCCUAACUGGGUUGUCCGGCAUCAGGGCAAGGAGUUGGUCCAGACUGUCAACUGCGACCCUGGCAUUGCUGUUGGUUUUGAUGAGUUUAGCGCAGUGGACUUCAGUGGAACAUUCUUCAUCAACACUGACAGAGAUGACGAUUAUGCCGGGUUUGUGUUUGGUUACCAGUCCAGCUCACGCUUCUACACAGUGAUGUGGAAACAGAUCACACAGACAUACUGGUCCCACACACCCACGAGAGCUCAGGGAUACUCUGGCCUGUCUAUCAAAGUGGUCAACUCCACCACUGGGCCUGGAGAGCAUCUAAGGAAUGCCCUGUGGCACACCGGAGACACCCCAGGACAGGUGCGUACUCUGUGGCACGACCCCAAGAACAUUGGCUGGAAAGACUUUACUGCUUACAGAUGGCAUCUCACUCACAGACCUAAGUCUGGACUCAUUAGGGUGGUAAUGUAUGAAGGCAAGAGAAUCAUGGCUGAUUCUGGAAACAUCUAUGACAAGACGUAUGCAGGAGGACGACUAGGCUUGUAUGUCUUCUCUCAGGAGAUGGUUUACUUUUCAGACCUCAAAUACGAAUGCAGAGAUACAUAAUUGGACCACAGCACCUUAUAGAUGAAUGUAUCAGCCUGUAUGAGUAUAUAGUACGAGACCUGGAUGAAUAUCUCUUUAACUUUUCCUUUGAGAAAUGCACAUUGGAGGAAUGACAAGAGCAAGUGAGGUAAAGUGACCUCAGGACUUAAAGCCAAAUGAAAGUUCAAUGAUGAUUCUGCACCACUGUACCAAACUCAAAUUAUGAGCGCAGCUCUGCUCAGAAGAAACUGGCCUUCUCACCAUGUGGCUCUGAUCUACAUUGAAGGAAGGCCACAUUUAUUGCUUUGCACACCCGAACUGUUGUCAGUUGGUGGUAUUCCACUGUUGAUGAGGGACCAAAGGGAAGAGUAUUCCUUUUUUUAUUUUUAUUUUUUGAGCAAUAAUAUUCAUCUGCUGUGGAUAUUUGGUUCAGCAUGAAGAAAGCAGUAAGAGAACUUUCUUAGAUUGGGGAAAUAAAACCCCUUGAAGGAACUGUUGAGGGACCAUGGACAGUAUGGACUGACUGUUACUAUCAAAGAGAGUGAAUGUUGAUUGUGUGUUUGUGCAUGUGUGCCACCAAAAUAGUUUAGUUAUGAAGAUAAAUAAGUUAAAUUUUCUUUUCAUUUCAAGUAACCUUCCCCACAGUCAUGCUGACCUGUAUAUACAUGGCCUUGAAUUUAGCUGAGGCUUAGGGCUGGCCCAGAACACUAUCACUAGUAUUCUCAGGAAAGAGCACUAGAAUAAAUUAGAAGAGCACAAAAUUCAGGACAGCACAGGGCCCCAAAGCAUCCAUAUUAUAGACUGCUUUGGAACAGUAAUUAUGAACAAAUGUUAAUGACAGUAUCUUUAAUCCUCACUGAACAUGUAAAGGGACGUUACCAGCAAGGGCCAGUCUAUUUCUUGUCAACCAAUGUAAGUAUGGCUAUUUGUAUGCUUCUUUACCUAUUCAUUAUAUAGACUAUAAUUGUCGCUUCUUGCCAUCUUAAACCAUUGCCAGCAACCUAUUCCAAUAGACCUUAUAAAUACAUAAUGAGUUCAGCUAAUGGCAAGAUAAAACAUUACAUCUGAACAAAACCGUAAUAAGUAAAAGAUAGGCAUCACUUACAGUAUCUCUGAAUAUUCUGCUUCUGCACAGUGUGCAUGACUGGUGUGCCUGAGCAUGUGUGUACAUUUCUGACAAGGGAAAAACAAAGGAAACCCUUAAUGUACAAAUAUUACCUCAUUAAUUCUUUUUGUAUUGAGGCCAGCAAUACACAAGAAUCACUUGUCUUAGCAACAGAGUAUAAAUUGGUUGGCUUCUUUUUUUUUUUUUUUUUUUUUUUUUUAGCAAGACUUUAAUAUCAUUUAUAUGCUGUAUAUAAGAUAUUUUUGUAGCAAAAGAAGCCCAAGCAGGAAAGGAUUAAAGAAUUGUUGUCUUGACUAUAUUGUGCUAUAUGUAUUUUUCUUGUGCAUUUUUUGAUAAAUUAUUGUGUUUGUUUUAUGUUGAGGUUAUUUCAUGUGUGUAGAUAUAUGCUAUUUAAAUAAUUUAUCUAGAAGCGUAGCCUCAUAUGGAAGCGUUUCUGUCUGUAUAAACUCAUUUGCACACUGACAUGAGGAUGUCUUUGUUAUUUUGGUUUUGUAUGUGUCUUUUUUAAUUAUUAGUGAAGCUUUUAUAUAAACAUUUGUACUAUAGUUUCUACCCAAAGUGCUGUUUAUACUCCUACCUGUUAUUUUGUAAUGUCAAAUGAACAAUAAAUACGUCAGGAAAAUA
This is a messenger RNA of Sphaeramia orbicularis (orbiculate cardinalfish), 5453 nucleotides long. It is a transcript of the gene thbs1a, whose product is annotated as thrombospondin 1a. The transcript is spliced from 22 exons. Gene Ontology annotation, molecular function: protein binding; calcium ion binding. Gene Ontology annotation, cellular component: extracellular region. NCBI's taxonomy places the organism in Eukaryota, Metazoa, Chordata, Actinopteri, Kurtiformes, Apogonidae. The record is from RefSeq and is a predicted model, not a curated record. The coding region runs from base 206 to 3724 and encodes 1172 amino acids. Gene Ontology annotation, biological process: cell adhesion; negative regulation of angiogenesis.